This is a messenger RNA of Paramuricea clavata, 2493 nucleotides long. The record is from the annotation of a GenBank genome assembly. Lineage: Eukaryota; Metazoa; Cnidaria; Anthozoa; Malacalcyonacea; Plexauridae.
AUGAUUCGUUCAAGCAUUAUUGCUAUGUUAUCGAUUUGUGUCGCUUGUUCGUUUUGUGGACAAGACUUCGUCUCGCUUGGUCGCCAUUCGUGGCAAUGUAAACAACGGAUUAAUCACGCUGAGCAAGACCGCCCUAAUAUUACAUCGAGAGAUGUGCCUGUUAUGCAGUCACCUAAUGUUCCUGUACCAAGCCGCACUGUUGUUAAGUGUUGUUGUGGCAAGAUAUGCAGAGGUGCGCGUGGCCUUAAAAUGCAUCAGCGUAGUUGUCAAGUGAUACAUGGCCUUAACGACGAGCUGUCUGCUGACCUUGAAGAGCAAAUAACGACGGAUAACACUGCAGAUACCACCGAAAAUGACAAUUCUAUUAACGACAUUGAUAUGACAAAUGACGAAAGUUUUCCCGAACUGAAACAAGGCAUAAAUUUACCGAAAAAUGACUCUGGGUGGCAAACGGCUAAUGAUUAUUUUAAAUGUGCGCUCCAGUUAGAUGAUCCAAUCAGAAUGCGAGACGUGAACUCAAAGAUCGAGCUUUUGAACGACGUUAUAUAUAACUACUUUGCUGAUAACUUUGGACAUAACGAAACGGUACCUGACAAAAACAUGGUUACUAAAUAUAAAGAAUAUACUGUAAAGGAGUUAAAGAAAGCCUUGCAAAAUUUAAAAUCCAACAAAGGUGACCUUAGUGAAAUUAAAUACGUCUCCCGCACAUUGCGUGAUAAGCUUCGUAAUAAUAACAAGGAUGGGCUAACCUCUGAUAGCAAUGAGUCAUUCAAUCAUGACAAUUAUAUCGGACGGAACUUUUGGGGUUAUAUUAAAAACGUUAUCAAUAAGAAGGACUCAAUAUUACCAUCAUUUAACGUGACAGAUUGCUUUACUUAUUUUUCUAAAUCUCUGGCUAAAAUUAACCCCAAUAGACUGUUUAACAUUCCCAGCUGGAUACCAAAGUUAUCUGAUCCCGAAGUUCAAUUCAACCUUGACCCCCCGACUUAUCAACAAAUUACUAAUGUGAUACGUAAAAUGAAAUCGUCUGGCUCUCCUUGUCCCCUUGAUCAGCUUUCGAUAAUAUGUUUUAAGCGAUGUCCUUAUCUGAGAACUUACCUCAGUGAACUAAUUCAUGAAGUGUGGCUGUCUGGAACUGUCCCGAAUGAGUGGAAAAAAGCCUGUACUAUAUUAAUACAUAAGAAAGGUAACACUGAUGAUCCGUCAAAUUUCCGUCCCAUAACACUUGAGUCUAUACCAUUAAAAGUAUUUACAUCUUGUCUUCGAAACGCAAUAUAUUCCUUCCUCGCAUCAAAUAACUUUAUCGAACACGGCAUACAAAAGGGCUUCACCCCUAACCUAUCUGGCACUCUAGAACACACUGCGCAAAUGGCUGACAUUAUCAACAAAGCCCGGAUCAGACAACGUGCUGUUGUCAUCACCUUACUUGAUCUGAAGAAUGCUUUCGGCGAAGUCCAUCAUAAUCUCAUCCAAUCAGUACUCGACUACCACCACAUCCCAGAACACAUAAAAUUCGUUAUAAAAAGUUUAUACACUGAGUUCCAAACCUCAAUAAUUACCUCCGAAUUCCGCACCCCUUUUAUAUCUGUUGGCCGUGGCGUAUUGCAAGGAGAUUUCCUCAGUCCUCUUCUUUUCAAUAUGUGCUUCAAUACUUUUAUCCAACAUAUCAAAGCUGAAAAGUACCGUCAGUUUGGCUUCUCCUUCAAGCUAUUAAAUCCUAUCCACUGGUUCCAAUUCGCUGAUGACGCAGCCGUAAUCACUGGCCAAGAAUCUGAAAACCAGCACCUUCUAAAUCGUUUUUCCAUCUGGUGCCAAUGGUCCAAUAUGAUUAUCAGAGUCGAUAAAUGUAGUACCUUUGGCAUCAAGAAAGCCAUCACAAAAUCAGUCCAAUAUUUGCCGAAACUCAUCAUCAGCAAUAAUCUGAUACCAACAGUAAAGAUUGGAGAAGCAUUUCAAUAUUUAGGACGUUACUUUGAUUUUAACAUGUCGAACGAUAACCAUAAGACUGAACUAACCACUCUCGUUAACGAACUAAUGACUGAUAUUGACUCGAAGCCACUCCACCCAAGAAAUAAGCUUCUCGUAUACAGUCGUUAUGUCUUAUCCAAAAUAUCGUGGCAUUUCACCAUCGCAACACUUUCUAAAACAUGGGUUAUUGAAAAUAUUGAUCCCGUAGUCAACCAGUACAUCCGUAAAUGGCUUGAAAUUCCAAUCUCAGGAACACUAAGUACUGUUUUUCUAACUCGCAACAAAUUUGGUCAAAGUAUAUAUCCUCCAUCGGUGAAAUUUAUCCAAUGCCAAACAGUUCUUCGAAAAGCUUUAAAACUUUCUCCAAAUCAAUCAAUCAACGAACUGUGGAAAUCUACUAAUACUCAUACUAAUAUCCAAUACGACUUUUAUAACUCAACCAAAGAAGUGCUUAAAGACUUUCGGUCUGAACAUGAAGAUAAACUCCAAUAUCAAUUAACUUGUCAGGGAUCCUUUUUCUCUAGU